AUGGAUGAGCUAAAGUUUUUGGAACUCAGAAAGCAGAUGGAGGAAAACAACGAAGAUAUUAGAGAUUUUUUAAAAGAUAUGGAUAGCUGGAAAACAGAAGUUCAGAAGAAAAAAGAAAAACUCGCUAGCGAGUCAUCUAGUGCCAACGUCGACUUGCCGUCGAUUAGGAACACACUCAGUAAAAAGAAGAAGAAAUCGAAGCCAAAGGCUGAACAGCAGAAUACGCUUAAACCCAUCUUAAAACAACCUCGGAUUAAAAGUUACGAUUAUCGUGCGUGGGAUAAGUUUGACGUUGACGGCGCCUUAAAAGAAGUUGAUACGGCGAACGAUGAGAAAAUUUCGACAGAAAGUGAAACAGACGACGAGUGGGAAGAUGAACGACGCGUGAAGUUGGCAGAAGCUGAAAAAGAACAGGGCAACAUCCGCUUUAAAGUAAGUACGGUUUAG
This is a messenger RNA of Dibothriocephalus latus, 447 nucleotides long. Lineage: Eukaryota; Metazoa; Platyhelminthes; Cestoda; Diphyllobothriidea; Diphyllobothriidae. The record is from the annotation of a GenBank genome assembly.